Candidula unifasciata is the source of this 531-nucleotide messenger RNA. Lineage: Eukaryota; Metazoa; Mollusca; Gastropoda; Stylommatophora; Geomitridae. The record is from the annotation of a GenBank genome assembly.
AUGCGGCAGUUGAAUGCGAUUUUGCGACACAUUCUACACCUGCCUUUUAAGAAUUUAACACUGAAUGCCUGUAUGCAGAUGCAACAGUUUCACUGUAGCACUUCACAUUUAAAACACAAUAAAUUAUGGAACCUUGGUAAGAUCAAUCACAUAGCUCUAGUGACUCCAGACCUUGACAAGAGUGCAGCUCUCUAUAGAGAUGUGCUAGGAGGGCGAGUUAGUAACAAACAACCUCUUCCUGAGCAUGGGGUUACAACAGUGUUUGUCGAGCUUGGAGACACCAAAAUUGAGCUGUUGCAUCCAUUGGGAGAAAAGAGUCCAAUACAAUCUUUCUUGGAGAGAAAUAAAUCAGGUGGCAUGCACCAUAUCUGUAUAGAGGUUGAUAACAUUCAUGAGGCAAUAAAAGAUCUGAAAGCAAAGAACAUUCGCCUUCUCAGCGAAGGACCGAGAACAGGUGCUCAUGGGAAACCAGUUAUAUUUUUACACCCUAAAGAUUGUGACGGUGUUCUAGUAGAGUUAGAAGAAGCAUAG